AUGGAGGAAAAUGACAGUUCUGAAGAAGACUGCCUAACCUCCUAUGGCAUUCAGCUUAGUAUUCAAGAUGCCAUUGAAGCCAGCAAGCCAGAAACUGCACUUUAUUCUGGAAGGUUUGUACCUACCAGUGACCAAAACAGAAAACUUGUAGAAGCCAUAAAACAAGGACAAAUCCUUGAACUACAGGGCUGUACGCAAUAUAAAUAUGCUCUGGAUGAAGCUGAUGACAGAGGAUGGUUCCCGUUGCAUGAAGCAGCCGUACAGCCCAUUCAGCAGAUCCUUGAAAUAGUUCUGGAUGCCUCUUACAAAUCCCUCUGGGAAUUCAAGACCUGCGAUGGAGAAACGCCUCUCACUUUGGCAAUCAACUCUGGUCUGGUGGGAAACGUAACGACCUUGCUGGAAAAGGGAGUUUGGCCCAACACCAAAAACGGCAAAGGAGAAACCCCUCUUCUGAUUGCUGUCCGAAGGGGUUCUUAUGAUAUGGUGUCCACUCUGAUUAAGCAUAACAGCAGUCUCCACCAGCCAUGUGUCAAGCGAUGGUCUGUGAUGCAUGAAGCGGCCAAGCAAGGCCACAGAGACAUAGUUGCUCUGCUUCUGAAAAGUGGGGGUGAUGUCCACUUGCGGGAUGGAUUUGGGGUCACACCCCUGGGAGUUGCUGCAGAGUUUGGUCACAGUGAUGUGCUAGAACAUCUCAUCCAUAAAGGUGGUGAUGUUUUUGCUUUGGCAGAUGAUGGAGCAUCAGUAUUGUUUGAGGCAGCAGGAGGUGGCAAUCCAGACUGUAUUUCUCUUUUGUUGGAAUACGGAGGGAGUGGCAAUGUCCCCAACAAGGCUGGCCAUCUCCCUAUCCAUCGAGCCGCCUACGAGGGACAUUACCUGGCCUUGAAAUAUCUCAUUCCUGUCACAUCCCAAAACGCAAUCCAGAAAAGUGGAUUGAGUCCAGUUCAUUCAGCAGCAGAAGGCCAGAACGUGCAGUGCCUGGAACUGCUUAUUGAAAAUGGCUUCAAUGUCGAUUCCCUCCUGGCUGACCACGUUGCGGAGAACUAUGAUGACGGGAGGAAGACUGCCCUGUUUUUUGCUGUCUCCAACAAUGACAUCCUCUGCACUGAGACUCUCCUGAAAGCUGGGGCAGAUCCAAACCAAGACCCCCUCAACUGCCUCCUAGUGGCUGUGAGAGCCGGACACUAUGAAAUUGUCCGUCUUCUGCUGUCUCACGGAGCCAAUGUCAAUUGUUAUUUCAUGCUCGUGAAUGACACCCGCUUCCCAAGUGCCAUUCAGUAUGCGUUGGCUGAUGAGGUGAUGCUAAGACUUUUGUUAAAUAAUGGCUAUCAGGUGGAGAUGUGCUUUGACUGCAUGCAUGGGGACAUCUUUGGAAAUUCGUUUGUCUGGUCUUCAAUAGAAGAGGAGAUCCUUCCAGGAUGGACAUCUAGUGUAAUAAAAGAUAAUCCGUUCUGUGAGUUUAUUACAGUCCCCUGGAUGAAGCAUCUUGUGGGACACGUCAUUCGAAUUUUGAUAGAUUACACAGAUUAUGUACCAUUGUGUACUAAACUGAAGACAGCGCUGGAGGUUCAGAAAGAAUGGCCGGAUAUCCGACAAAUUCUAGAGAACCCCUGUUCGUUAAAGCAUUUGUGUCGGCUGAAAAUACGGAGACUUGUGGGAGUAAAGAGGCUGUGGAGACCAGAAUCAAUUGAGAUGCUUCCUGUACCACCCCUCAUCAAAGGCUAUAUCUUAUUUAAGGAAUAUGAUCUAUAUGGGCAAGGGCUGAAGCUGUCAUAAUUUGA
This is a messenger RNA of Tachyglossus aculeatus (Australian echidna), 1778 nucleotides long. RefSeq names its product ankyrin repeat and SOCS box containing 15 (gene ASB15). The record is from RefSeq and is a predicted model, not a curated record. Gene Ontology annotation, cellular component: cytoplasm. The transcript is spliced from 9 exons. Bases 1 to 1773 code for a protein of 590 amino acids. NCBI's taxonomy places the organism in Eukaryota, Metazoa, Chordata, Mammalia, Monotremata, Tachyglossidae. Gene Ontology annotation, biological process: intracellular signal transduction. Gene Ontology annotation, molecular function: protein binding.